UUCCACGGCGUCACAAGAUCCGCCCCGUGACAUCAUUAGCUUAGCAUAAAUAAGUAGGAGCUGGUCCAUGGCUCAGGACCACUCUCCUGGGACUCCGGCUUCUUGACUUCUGCCUGUCCGCUCCUCCACCCCAAAACUCCAUCAUGGCUGGAGAAUUCAGUGCUGACCAGAUUGAAGACUUCAAAGAGGCCUUUGGUCUCUUCGACAGAGUUGGUGAUAACAAGGUUGCCUACAACCAGGUUGCUGACAUCAUGCGUGCCCUGGGACAGAACCCCACCAACAAGGACGUGAAGAAAAUCUUGGGCGACCCAUCUGCUGACGAUAUGGCCAACAAAAGAAUUGACUUCGAUGCUUUCCUGCCAAUGCUGAAGACUGUUGAUGCCGUCCAGAAGGGUACCUAUGAUGACUACGUUGAGGGUCUGCGCGUCUUCGACAAAGAGGGCAACGGCACAGUGAUGGGCGCUGAGCUGCGCAUUGUGCUCUCAACACUGGGUGAGAAGAUGACUGAGCCCGAGAUCGACUCUCUCAUGCAGGGACAGGAGGAUGAGAACGGCAGUGUCCACUAUGAGGAUUUCGUCAAGCACAUCAUGUCCGUGUAAGAGGCCGUCGGUUGAGAGAGUGGUGAAGAAGGCUGAACUCUAUCUGCAGACCCCAUGGUGUCAGGACAUCCAUUCUGUUUUGAAGACCAAUCAAUAAAAAGGACUAUGGGAUGCCACUUCUAAACCA
Messenger RNA from Carassius auratus (goldfish), 726 nucleotides. Its product is annotated as myosin, light polypeptide 3, skeletal muscle. Gene Ontology annotation, cellular component: contractile muscle fiber; myosin II complex. Gene Ontology annotation, molecular function: calcium ion binding. The transcript is spliced from 6 exons. NCBI's taxonomy places the organism in Eukaryota, Metazoa, Chordata, Actinopteri, Cypriniformes, Cyprinidae. The record is from RefSeq and is a predicted model, not a curated record. The coding region runs from base 144 to 599 and encodes 151 amino acids.